GACACGAGUAGAUAGUUUUAUGAAUCUUCCAUACAAAUUGAGGAUGAUGGAGGAGCGCGAAUGGCGGAGGGAAAAGAGCGCGAAAAGGUGGGAGGCCUGGGAGGAAGGCUCCUUCCACCUAAAGGAGUUCUUCGAGCCCAAGCUCCAGGAUACCGUCCAGAAGGUAGAAGAACCCUGGGGGUUCGUAACAACUACCCAGGAGAACUCGUGGAAAUUGGGUCUCAUAUUUUCCAAGACCACCCUCGAGAUACAGAUGCCGAUCGAUGCGAGGGCAAUCUCGGACGUAGACAUCACGGGGUUCGUCAACAUGAGGAAAAAACGCGAGGUCCGUCAGGUUAAGACUUCAACGAGUAGGGAGCUGGAGGCCUUGUGGAAGGAAGGAGACGAGAACAUCUUCAGUCUGGGGUGGCUGUUUGAACAGAACCCCUGGAUGAAGAGGCACCAGGCUCUUUGAGUUGCGCUGGCUGGCUCCUCCGAUAAAUAUUGUCAGACCGAGAAGGCCCGUCGCUUGAUAAAUAGUCCGGCCCAUCGUCGGAAUCUUCGCUUGCUCGAGCGUAGGGCUGGUAAUCCUCCGGCCAAUCGGCCGGCGGGCUAUCCGGUGAAGAAAACGCGUAACAUUUAUUGUUUGGGGUUUUCAAAUAGGAAUCGAGAAGCGAUCGUAAAACAUGAAAGAAAGUAUGGCAAGAGUAGGGGGAGUGAAAUUCCACAGG
Molecule: messenger RNA, 710 nt
Organism: Nylanderia fulva
Lineage: Eukaryota; Metazoa; Arthropoda; Insecta; Hymenoptera; Formicidae
Source: RefSeq, a predicted model, not a curated record